AUGGCGGCCAAGGUUACCCCUUAUUUCAUACUGACCGCAGGGGGUCUGACAGCCUCAACUCCGCCCGAAGAUGACGACGCGGAAUAUGUGACUGAAAGCCUGGCCAAGAUAUCGCGUCAUGGGCGAAUACCUAAUGGCAACUCACAAACAAAGAAACUUAUUUCUUUCACGAGAAACGAGAUGACACAAAAACGGAUGGACUUAAUCCGCCAGAGGCUUGAAGAGUCACGUGUACGUUACACUGAUGCUUGUAAGACAGCCUCCUUGGAUGGAAGCCGUGUAAGCAGAAGUCAUACCAAAUUGACAGACAGGUCUGAAAGGGCGGUACCCAAGAUCGGUGACAACAUUACUCCACACACUUAUGGAAUGCCUGAAAGUCCUGAGACCAAACUCAGAUCAAAGAUCCAACAGAAAAAGGUGGAGAUGGUACCAUUAUCCAAUAGCAAAACUGCCGAGUCAACUAAAGGGUCAUUUCCGUAUGUGUAUUUUGUCGUUUCUGUUGACCGAACACAGAACCAAGCAAAUAGCAUCCAGGAAUCGUUUGACGAAAUCCAGUCGAAGGAUAGUAAAAAAUACCGUUCUUCACUCUUGUCACGAAUGCAGAAGCGCUAUAUAAAAGAAGACGAUAGGACGAAAAUGCAACAGAUUGCCGGUGAAGUAGGUCUGAAGUCAGAUGUCGUGCCACCUCCUUCCCGAUCAUCGGUUUCUCAGCGGACAAUUUCGUUUCCAUCGUCUCACCAAUCGACGUCUCCACCACGGAAUCCUCCCGCCACCCCGGCCACAAUCGGCUCGGCCUGUCAUUUCCAAGACAGUGACAAUGUGUCUCUGGAUCUCAAAGGAGGCAAGAUGUCGUCUAUCGACCUCGCCGAUAUAAGCAUCAUAGGGACAAGUCGUCCUUCUACAAAACACAUGUCUACUCGUGUCCUGGAGCUGCCUUACAUGUCGGUGGAAAUCCAGAGGAAAAACCUGGGUACGGCUAGUGCUAGCACCACAGAGUCCAAGUCUAUGGAGUUAGUCUCAAAAUCUUCAUUGUCGUCACAGGAAUCCGAAAACCGCAGGGUACAUUUUUCGGAGACAAUCGACUUGCCCAUGAUUAAAGGCAGUCGUAUCGUUAUCACACCAACGAUUCCAACACAGUUGUCACCACGCCCUUCAACCAUGCCGACUUUGUUGGGCAAAAAGGAGGCUGAGUUCAAGGAAAAUUUCAAAGAGGCAUAUGAACGCCAGAAACAAUACCGACAUCAAACUCCCGGUACACCAAGACCAAGGAAAAUUGGCACCCCGCUGACUCUUCCAAAAAUAGAUAUUGUAUCCGGGGUUUACGAUGAACUUGUUAUCAAAGCUAUCGAAUCGUAUGUUCGGGACUUUCCGCCUGCUUCUAAACAAGGCCAGGUGGCUCGUCAGCUGCUCAAGCAAUUACAUGAGAGAUCAAUCUCUGCGGCGGACCUCUCGCGCAUGGAGGACCAAAGAAUGCGAGGACACAAAAAACUAAGCAUCAAGGAACUCCCUGACGAUAACGGCAAAGAUAGAAAGGUUGAAUACAAAAAGGAGAGGAGUAACGGUGGCGCUGGCAAACCGGGGCAUAAAGCUAAGGAACGAAUGUACAGCACAAUAGCGCCCACGUGUUUCAAAAUGGCUAACCCAGGUGGGUUGGAUGGAAUGAGUGCUUCUUCUGGAACAUCAAAACAAAGCAAGAAAAGUGCGGAGAGAACAGGUAAAGCAGAAGUAAAGUAA
Messenger RNA from Ylistrum balloti, 1734 nucleotides. RefSeq lists its product as uncharacterized. NCBI's taxonomy places the organism in Eukaryota, Metazoa, Mollusca, Bivalvia, Pectinida, Pectinidae. The coding region runs from base 1 to 1734 and encodes 577 amino acids. The record is from RefSeq and is a predicted model, not a curated record. The transcript has a single exon.